GUACAAAAACAAAAAGAGAGCGCCAAAAUUUAUUGCAAUUCCGGAUCCCCCGUAUAUAUACUGAUGCUUAAUAGGGUGGCACUGGCACAUACCCGCCCAACUCUCUCACUCGCACACAAAAACCCUUUUUGACUCCUCAAAUUCUUUAGUCUAGGGUUCUUCUUCUUCUUCUCCAACCGCCAUGGAGGGCUUCUCUUCUCAGCCGUCCGAUUCCAAUCCAACGGCUUCCGGCGCUUCCAUUUCCCUCCAAAACCUCCCCUCCCGCGGCCUCUUCUCCGCCCCCGUUCUCUCUUUGAAUCCGGGUAGGAUACGAGUUUGUGUCUGUGAGUACGAGACAUCACUUCCAGAGGAUGAACAUAUAAAGACAAACCAACAAAACAUUUUGAUUAGAUCACUUAAGCUCAAGAAACAGAAGGACAAUUCAAAGGAUGUGAAGGGAGCAGGUGCAGCUGAAGGCUCAAGAAAGAGGGUUGCUGAGAGAGUUUUGGAUAACCGGGCGCCAGCUAAGAAAGCCACUAUGAUACCUCGACAAGAGGAAUCAAGUAGUCAAGCAGCUGGUAGGGACUUCCAGGGAUUAACUGUAGAGAGGCUCCGUGCCCUUCUGAAGGCUAAAGGGCUUUCUGUAAAGGGAAAGAAGGAGGAAUUGAUUGCACGGCUGAGAAGUUCAAGUGGUUGAGGAUAUAGGCAAUAGUUUCAGGUGGUGUGGUAACAGUUCAUCUCUGUAUCAGUGUAUGUGUACUUUAGGGGAAGAAAAGUAACGCCGGUUCUUGUUUAUGUAAACUAGGAAUGUAGUAGCUGGAAUUAUGGAUAACUGAAAUGGAGACCUUGGGAGAUUAUGGCUUGACUUCUGCCCUUUCAACUUUGAUUUUGAGCGCCAGUAUUGUUGGACCUUGAUGCAGAAGAUCAUUGUUAUUAUUCCUGGGUUUUGGCACUGUUGUAAUAUGAAUUUUUCUUUUUUGUGAGCUCCCAAAAUCAUGAGCAAGUUGUUUGCACUCUAGCUUUAUGCAACGAUGCCUUCCUUGAUGAGAA
This is a messenger RNA of Fragaria vesca subsp. vesca, 1029 nucleotides long. RefSeq lists its product as uncharacterized. The transcript has 6 exons. Bases 182 to 676 code for a protein of 164 amino acids. The record is from RefSeq and is a predicted model, not a curated record. Gene Ontology annotation, biological process: positive regulation of proteasomal ubiquitin-dependent protein catabolic process. Gene Ontology annotation, cellular component: Cul4-RING E3 ubiquitin ligase complex. NCBI's taxonomy places the organism in Eukaryota, Viridiplantae, Streptophyta, Magnoliopsida, Rosales, Rosaceae.